AGAAAAUGCCCCCUCUCCCUGUAGAUGGGGGCACCUUAGUAGAUUGUGACGGUACGGUACAAGGCACUGCUGGGCAGGCUAGGGCAGGAUCCACGAUGAACGCGGUACAGUACACUACUGGAGGGCAGAGGUCAACAAAUGGUACAAUACAGCAGACUGCUAGUCAAGCGAGGGCUGGGCCCACUGUUGAUGCGAUACUGUACACUACCGGAAGGCAGGGGUCAACUAAUGGAAGAAAUCUCUCAACCACUACAAUAAGUACGUUAGCAAUCCAGUCUGGUAAAACAAGAAUAGUUCUAGCUCUACUAAAGUCGGGGAAGAAACUUGAUCUCAAGGUUGUUGAGAUGGAGCCAGGUCUAGUUUACCUAGGGAACAGCUUCCAGGAGGCGCAACAGCUGAUUCUAGAACAGAACAAACUGAUAUCAGAGAUACAGAGUAAGCAGAGCCCUGUCGAGGAUCUUCUCAGACAAGCAGACAGUCUUAUCAUUAAUCAGCAACCUAAAGCAGAGGUGUAUGCCUGCAUGGCUGAGAGCCUAGGAAAGGCUUGGAAAGAUCUCAACGAUCUUCUUGAAAAAAGGCGACAAAUUCUUCAGAAGAAUUAUACUACACAAGGGCAUAUUCAGGACAAUUUGGAUAAGAUCGGAAAUCUCAAAUCUCUUUGCUCUAAACUGACACUUCAACAAUUCAAUAGUGUGGAGGAUAUAAAAGUUGGAAUUAAAAAUCUUGAAAAAGCUCGGAAAAGUUUACUUGAAACAUCAGUGUACUCCUUACAGGAGGGCGAAGGACUGCUUGGUUUACUGCAUGAGCUAGAUUCAAGCCUGGACAGUAGACCUGUAUAUCUUUAUCAGGCAGUCCUUGCUUCAAUUGAUCAGGUUUCCGACUGGUUGGAGAAUUUACACGAUGCUAGAGUUGAAGUCUCUGAUCUUUUUACCCUCUCCAUGUCUGUGAUGAAAAGAAAAAUUUCAGGAUUUAAUAUAAUGACUGAGAUAGACUCUCUACAUCGCCUCGUUGCAUUCAACAGGGAGAUGAUCAUCAAGAACGAUUCAUUAGGAAGUAGUAGUACUGAAGCAUGUCAGCUUCUCGAGGCUACCCUCCAGCUUGAAAGGGAAGCACACACUAUCUCAGAGAGAUCUCUGAAGUGCGUUAAACUCUCCCAGGUUUUGGAUGUAAUGGCAGAAAAUCUCUCUAUGGAAGUUUCAAUUAAGGCCUACGAUGUGCUUGAGCAAAGUGCUGAGUACCAACUAGUUCUAGAUAAUAGAAAAUACCUGCUCAACAACGCCAAGGAGUACUUUGAUGUUUGGUCGAGUGCGCUGACCAGCCUAGAGAAUAUAGAGCGAGAGGUCACAUCCUUGCAUACAAAUACAGGGGAAGCACUUCUAAAACAACUGAUUGGGAAGACACAAGAGGUUCUGACAAAGAUCCUUGAUGAGGGAGUGAUGCUAUCAGAGAAGGCUGGAAAUGGACCUGGGACCCGUGGAGUCAGGAUGAGUAUGGACAAUAUAGAGGAGGUUGGGAACCGUGUUCUAGUAGCUGCCGGUAAACUUCUUGAAGACCUUCAGCAAGCAAACCCAAGUGGAGUUCGCCUGAUAGAACUCUCCUUACUGGAGAUAGAGACCUGGAUAAAUCAAUUAAUCAAUCCAGAUAUUCCAUCCAACAUAGAUAUACAGACACUUGAGACAUACAUGGAAGCUCUACAAACUCUCCACACUGAGAUUACUAAGAAGAUUGCUCUUCUAGAUGGGUUGAGAGAGGAGUGCUCUGCUCUACCAUCUCUACAAGAAGAACAGAAACAAAAAUAUCUUCAAAAAAUACAGAGGAUAAGGGUUCAACUAAUUGAACAAAGAGAUUGUGUUGAAAACCUUAAACUGACUGGAAAGGCUUUGAGGUCCUUUAUCCAGACCUCAGAACACCUACAACAGGAGAUUCAGACCUUCGACCUCAAACUGUUGAAUAAUGACGGCUCUCCUGGAUCAAACUUGGAUUGUGAACAAUCAAGAAAACUAAUUGAUGAACUGUAUAAACAAAUAUUGGCACUAGCAGCUGGAUUAAAGCAAGGAAUACAGGACCAGAAAAUAUGCAAAUCCUCUAAACAGUCAGAUAACUUACAGGAAGCUUUGAAAAGAACUGAAGAGCAAAUUAACUUUAUAACUAAAGGUAAGUUAAUAUGGAUGCUUUUGGAUACAAAUGGAUGA
Eurytemora carolleeae is the source of this 2192-nucleotide messenger RNA. RefSeq names its product coiled-coil domain-containing protein 141. The transcript is spliced from 25 exons. The record is from RefSeq and is a predicted model, not a curated record. NCBI's taxonomy places the organism in Eukaryota, Metazoa, Arthropoda, Copepoda, Calanoida, Temoridae. Bases 6 to 2192 code for a protein of 728 amino acids.